ACUUUAUACGAUUAGAUGUUAUAUAAAUUUUAACAGAACGCAUUGACUUUCUCGAGUCGUCCCUGACCUUCGACGACGUACUGUACUUUGACAAGAAAUAAAUAUAAUUAUUAAAAGAAAUGGCGAAUUGACCAAGUCUGGAUUAAGCUUAAAACUGUUAAUAAUAUUUUAUCGGCGGUCAAAGUCAGCGAAGAUGUGUUAGAGGCCUAUAUAUAAAAUACAUACCAGCUUGCUUGCUUCAUUCUCUCUCUAAAGAUAACUUAAAAAUUAAAAUCAUUUCAUUUCAUUUCUUCUUCAACGGGCAUCUUCAAUCUUUCACAAGGAUCCUUUUUUAACUUAAAGAGAACUUCCUGAGUUGUUGUGAGAUGGAAUUGGUAUCUGGGAAAGUAAUUCAAGGUUGCUCCAACGCAGGCAAUCCUUUCCAUGAGUGUACUGCUAUUUGUUUAGAUAAAUUAAACUCGGUGGAUAAUGUCUACAAGAAGGAGAAGAAGAUCUUUGGGUUUGGUAAGAGAACUCCAAGUAGGGACACUCCUACAGGCAGCCCCGCUCGUGGAAGCAGAUCGCCUCUGCCCAGCUUCUUCGCCGCCAAAAAGAAGGUUGAGUCAAACAGUCCAUCUUCCACUGAACACACCAAUAAUAACUUCUUCAGCCGCCUUUCCCCGCUACAUGGACUCCCAUCCCAACUCAAGAACGAGGCUGCAACCAGUGUGGACUCGCUCCCCAUGUCUCCUACUCUGGCUGGAUAUUCAGGAGGAGACUAUUUUGCAAGAAAGCGUGGUGGUGAGGAUGAUGAUAUGUACUCUCCAAGGCCUUUUGGAAUUCGUCCUAAGACGCCUGAACACCCUCUUAGGACGCCUCAGCAUAGGCCCCGUACACCCCAACGCGUCUCUGAUACUAGGCCGUGGGCGCACCAGGCGGAUCCAAUUUCCCUAGAAACUAGGCCAAAGACGCCCAUACAUGAGUCUUCUGCAAUAGGAAGGAGGCCCCAAACACCAGAAACUAGGCAGCAGACUGCACAACACAGGGGAAGGUCGACUGAGUUCAUGGCAAGAUCCCCCGGGCCAAGGUCCAAGACCCCAGAGCCUCAACCUACCUACUUUGAACCAUCCUCAGGGACACCAAAAAUGCGGUCCAAGACGCCGGAACCCAGUACUAGGGUUCCACAAACUCAGCCCAUAUCCCACAGAUCUCUUGACUGUGCUGAAACUAGGCCUAGGACACCGGAACACCAGACCAGGACCGUAGAAACAAGGCCAAGAACACAUGAAAGUAGGCCAAAGACUGCAGUCUAUAGAGGAAGAUCACCUCGUCACAGAGAGACGAUCUCACAAAACCAACAAAGGUCGUUUGAGAUGGGUCAAAGGUCACCUCAAGAAAGGCCACCCAUUACGCCUAGUCGCAAGGGAUAUGAAACUCCUACCAAACAGGAAGAACGUUUUGAUCAACUUGAUGAGUCGGCUAGCUCAGAUGAUGAUAAAUUUUCAUUUGUGGAUGAUGAUGAUCACGACGAUAAGCAAGACAAGGAGCCGCCAGAGCUCCCAGAUGAAUCGCAGAGCUUCAGUCUCUCAGAAAUCUCCCGCAUGAAAGGAAUAAUAAUAACUAAGAAGAAUGACGAGAUCCAGUCCAUCGUAUCUGACUCUAUUGUUUCUGUGGGACACUACAAAGUCCGAGCGAGCGUCUCGGCCACUCUUUACCAAAUCCUCGACAAGCACGGCGACAUUGCAUCCGGUACUAAACUUCAUUCGCUUGCCGCGCGAUCCUACUACCUCGAGAUGCUUGCCUCCGUUGUUUACGAACUCCAAACGACUCCCUUGAGGCAUCUCAAGGAGUCCCGCGUGGUGGAAAUGCUAGCGAUUGUUAGAGACGUUGAGUCGGUGAAAAUCAAGGCAGGUUGGCUCACGCCCGUCCUGGAGGAAAUAGUCGAGGCGGUGAAGCACUACGACCAACACGAGAGGAGCAGAGUGGAGAGAGAGGUGUGGGAAGGGGAAGUGUUGCUUGUGAGACAAGAAAUGGAGAGAGAGGGGAAGGAGCUGAAGGAGAAGGAGAAGAAGUUGAAGGAGUGGAGGGAGAGAACGACGGAGAUGGCUGGGAAGUUGGGUAGUCUUGGUAUGAGACGAGCGCGUCUUGACAAGAGCUUGGCGCUUCUGAGUUCCAAGGUGGACAAGUUUCAGGGUAAAUAUGUUCUCUUGUGACCAAACAAUUACUUCUUGUUCAUUUGGCGUUGCGUAUGCAUCCGAUCAUUCUUUUUGUUCAUCGCGUGUGAGUGACAAGACAAAGCCUAGCUAGCCGCAAAAUAAGCAUUUGUGAUUAUCUGUUUUUGGCUUUUAGUUAGAGUUUACUGUGUAUAUGUGAUUAUCUGUUUUCUA
This is a messenger RNA of Brassica napus (rape), 2366 nucleotides long. Its product is annotated as muscle M-line assembly protein unc-89. The transcript is spliced from 5 exons. The coding region runs from base 366 to 2192 and encodes 608 amino acids. The record is from RefSeq and is a predicted model, not a curated record. NCBI's taxonomy places the organism in Eukaryota, Viridiplantae, Streptophyta, Magnoliopsida, Brassicales, Brassicaceae.